ACAUGUUUCAAGAUGACACAAUCUUGUUGCUAUAGUCAUUCAUCUAAGGGAACUCCCACAGGGUAAGGCAUAAAACUGCUUAGAGAAAGAUAAGAAGCUGCUCAGUGAGUGCUAGUCAGUCAAACGUUGCAUUAGAUCCCUAACAGAUGUCAACAUGAGCUCCAGUCAAGGUCCCUUCCAGUUCUCUUCUGGAUCCCUCAGGAGUACUGCAAAGUGCAACUUGGCCCAUAUAGAAAGUUUCUAUAGACCUUCAAGUACAGGUGCUGGGGUCAGCAGCAUGCAUGCCUCCCUCUUCUCUACCCGACCCCCUGGAGUGGGGGCAUCUUGGGGAAGUACUGUUGCGAGCCAUGGAGAUAGCAUUUUCCUGGGUGGGAAUGAGAAGCAGAUGAUGCAGAACCUGAAUGACCGUUUGGCUGCCUAUCUGGACAAAGUACGUUCUCUGGAAGCAGCCAAUGCUCAGCUUGAAAGCUGCAUCAUGGAAUGGCACAAGAAAAGAUCUCAUGGAAAGAGGUAUGACUUCAAUCAGUUUGAGCAAAGCAUCGCUGACAUGCAAGGACAGAUUCAGGAUGGCAAAAUCAACAAUGCCAGUGUUCUUCUGCAGAUUGAUAAUGCUAAACUAGCAUCUGAAGAAUUCAGACUCAAGUAUGAAGCAGAAAAAUACCAAAGGGAAGGAGUGCAAUUUGACAUUGAAAACUUGCGUAAGGAACUUGACAACCUGACCAUUGUUACAACAGAUCUGGAAAUGGAAAUUGAAGGUUUGAGGGAAGAGCACAUACUCAGGAAGAAAGACCACGAGGCGGAUAUGCACGAACAACGUUCAACCAAGGAUGUCAACGUCAAUGUGAAGGUGAAAGCAACACCACCAGAAGAUUUGACCAAGAUUCUAGCAGGGAUAAGAGAGGAUUAUGAAGCCAUUAUUGAAAAGAACCUCCGAGGCCUUGAUGUCUGGUACAAAGAGCAGACUUCAGCAGCAUCCCUGGCAGUGACCAACAGCCCAGAACAACUACAGAACAAUGACAAAGAGAUCAAGAACCUGAAGCGCAAUUUCCAGGCCCUGGAGAUUGAGCUGCAGGCACAGUUAAGCAAGAAACAUGCCCUGGAAAAUACCUUGUCUGAGACCCGAGCUCACUAUGCCUCUAGGCUGCAGAAUAUACAAGAGUUCAUCUCCAAAUGUGAGGAAGAACUGAGUGAGCUCCGUCAUGAUGUCAGGUGCCAAAGCAACAAGUACAAGGUUCUUCUUGGGAUCAAAACCCGCCUGGAGAGAGAGAUUUCCACUUACCAGCUGCUGUUGGAGGGAAGGACUGAUGAGAUAACAAGGAACUUUGAAUCAAGUGCUAAAGAACACACUGCAUCGACUGACCACAGGCUGAAGACAGUUGUGCAAGACAGCGUGGAUGGACAGGUGGUGUCCACCACCAUACAUGAGAUCCACCAGCAGGAAUAAAGCAACAUAUUACUUGCUGGCUCUGCCAAGCCCAGAUAUGUGACAUGGGACAAGUUCUGUCACUGCUUUAUGUCUCAAUUUCUCCAUCUGUAAAAUGGGGAUGAGUCUGACCUCCUUUGUUAAGUGCUUUGAGAUCUAUUGAGGAUCUCAGUAAGAUCUUUGUAAAAGCUAGGUGUCAUUAUUGCUGUUAUUAGUUUGAAGAAAAAUUCUUCUAACCAUUAAGACAUGAAGGACAAGCCAUUCAAUGAAAAUGAUCAAGCCAUGUAGCUAAUGUAUGUAUUAUACAUGUCUCACUAGUGCUAUGAAUCUGCUGAUCUCCAUCUGCAAUUCACUAAUUUCUUUCUGAACUAAUGAUAAUUUAAAGUUAAUCAUUUCCCAACUUUUGUGCCAAAUUCAGGUACUUUGUAUUUCUUCCUAUUGUAAACGCAAUGUCUCUAAGAUAAACUUGUUUCAAUUACUUUUGUUAGUAGUUGGGGGGGGGGGGGUAUAGAAAAACCCAGAAUUCAGAAGCCUUUUUGUAUUUAAAAUCACUGACAGACUCAAGAGACAUGAAGAUCUUAAGUUUCUUGAACCUGGAUCAGCAUAAAAAUCCCCAAAAAGGAGUGACAAGGUCACAAAGUGCUAUAAGUGCUUUUUACCUUAAAAAGGCCCACCUGGUAUUUUCUGUGCAUAGCUUUUUUAAUAUCAGGGUUUUAAACAGCAUUGCUUUUAGCAUUGUUUUAAAUUAUAUUGGAUAAAAUGCCCAUUCUGGAAAUGCUUGUUUUCUUCUCCAAGCUUCUGCAACAGGCACCUGCCUCUUAAAAUGUUCCUUUCAUCAGUUGCUAUUAUUAUUAUUAUUAGAGAUGGUAAUUUGUCCAGUGAUUUUCUUCACCUGCCCAUUCCUAAAUUUUCUCUGUGAUCCAAUUAACCAUCAUUUGACAGGUUCCUUGAAACAGUUUCUCAUAUCUCCCAUUGAUGGUGUUGAAUAACAGAGAUAAAGAUGUUAGGCCCCAGCUCAAGUCUGGGUUCGUGCCCGGUAUGCAAAGGCCAAUAAAGAUACCAGGGGUGAAAGUAUAAAAAAGAUUUAUUGCUAGCAAUAAAAAGGUGCAAGCGGAAUAAAUUCACAGAACAAAAACACUAGAUUUCAAUUCUAAGCCCCUUUUAUACAGGAGUUUUUAACCUUCAUAAGCAUCCUUGUUUGCUAAUUGGCUAUAAAGGAGUGACGCAAGGAGUUCUUUACUGAGCAUGUCUCUAUACCUGUGUUUUAGCUAUGUAUCUCAUUAAAAUACAUGCAUGUUUCAUUAGCAUAUCUUUUGUCCACCUAGGGGUGUGAUUUUUAGUAUUUUAAUGAGCUCUUUAACCUAGUACUCUGAUUCUGCUUUUGUUUUCAAACCUCCUUUAUCUAAGACUGUCUCCUCUUUAUCAUUGCAGAUGGGCAUUCGUCACAUAACAUUCACUUUUGCUUAGGCUAUGCAUAGUAGUUUCUAGGUCAAACCUCACAAAGAGACAGACAAAAAAAUGCAAUAAGUACUGAGGGGCCAGAGCAUGUAUCCUGUGAGGAUCAGAUUUGGUGCAGGGGAGCUCAUAAAUAAGAUGGUUGGUUUUUCUCAGUUUAAACAUUUUUUCAUGCAAAAAAAAUUUGGUCAAAACAAUUUUUUAUGGGACAUGUUUGAUUUCAUUGACUAUUGGAGGUAAGGCAGGGGUUCAUUAAAAAUAGAUGAACACUGAACACUUUAGGAGUUUCAGAUGCCAAAAGUUGAGUACUUUUAGUUUCAAGUGUUUUGUGUUUUCAAAAAAAUGUAAAAAAUGUUUAAAAAGGGGCGUUUGAUUAAAACAAUGUUUAUUAUAAUCAACAUUUUUUACAAGAAAAAAAGUCCUGACCUACUCUAAUAAUAAUGAGAAAAAGGGUCUGAUGAGCUAUCUUAAUUGUCACUGAAGUCAAGGAAAGCUUUGGUAUGCCUGAAAAACAAACUCACAGUCACUGUAGCUAACAUCUCUCCACACAACACAUCAGCAUAUUACCAUAGUCAUAAGAGGUCAUCUCAGCAGUAAUGGAACAAGUGGCAAUGAAGUGCAAUGAUAAGUGUAGAAUCAGGGAAACAGAAUCAACAAGAGUGGCUAUUCAAGCUGGGGCGACAGGAAAAUGGAUUAAAGGAAGCAAGGCAACACGGAGCAUAAUAGGUUUUUAUGUGUGACAUACUCCUCAGUAAACAUCUAUAUCAGACAAAAACAUUUUCUUUUGGUCAGUUUCAUGUCAAAACUGAAAUUGGACUAGGACAGAAAUUGUAAGUCAUUUGUACCAGCUGGUCCUCACUUCAAAUGGGCUUGCGUAUACAUUUUGUCACUUGGCUUGCACUGAAACAGGGUUUACAGAAGGUGAAAACUUCAGCAACUCAUGAAAAACGCAUUUCUAAAAUAAACAAAUUCCAGCCCUA
Messenger RNA from Alligator mississippiensis (American alligator), 3858 nucleotides. RefSeq names its product keratin 23 (gene KRT23). The coding region runs from base 155 to 1444 and encodes 429 amino acids. NCBI's taxonomy places the organism in Eukaryota, Metazoa, Chordata, Crocodylia, Alligatoridae. The record is from RefSeq and is a predicted model, not a curated record. The transcript is spliced from 8 exons. Gene Ontology annotation, molecular function: structural molecule activity.